GGCUCUUAUUGCAGUGGGCGCGCGGCGGGCGGAAGUGGAGAGGACUGAACUUGUGUUUAAAGUUGUUUACAGUUGUUUACAGUUGUUUACAGAGUUUGAUCCGGACUGUUUGUGUUUGUAAACAGUGUACACUCAGCGUGGUUAGCUGUUAGCUGUUAGCCUGUUAGCUCCGCGGUGGGUUCAGGGUCCGGUAAAGAUGUCGGCAGACAGAGACCUGAGAGGACUGUGUCUCUACAAACUGCCCCCCUCCGUCCACUGGGACUUCUGCCUGCUCAUGGACGGACUGUCAGACCUGGACUGGACCCGCUUCGCCUCACAGGUCCUCUGUGAUCAGACUGCUGUGCGAUUGGCUGUGAGGAGGGAGAGGCGGACUGACUGGGUGAUGCACCAAUGGGAGAGCAGGAAUGGUCGUGUCGGGGAGCUAAUUGACCUAUUGGAGCGUCUGGAGUUGCUCCGCCCUCGUGAUGUCAUCCUGAGCUGGGCAUCCACUCUGAGGACUCCCCCUCCUCCCCCUCCUCCCCCUCCUCCUGUCUCUCUCCCUCAGUUUGACCCCCCUUCCAAACUGUCUGUGGCCCCGCCCACACAGAGCACCUUGAAAUUGAGGGUGACAGUAGAUGAUGGGGGAAGAAGUCCACUCCCCAAACCUGCCCCGCCCCCCCCCAGUCUGCACUCCGAGUUCCAGCAACCCCCCCAGGCCCCCCCAGUGGUGGCGCCGUCCAGCAGUGGGUUGAUGUGCUGGUCGUAUGAAGAGGUGCAUGCUGGUACGCAGGGGUUCUCCCCCGCCCUGCAGGUGGGGGAGGGGGGGUUUGGAGUCGUGUACAAAGCGACUCUGAGUAACACCGUCUGUGCCGUCAAGAGACUCAAACAGGACUGUCUGUUGGACUGGACUCUGCUGAAGGAGAGUUUUCAGACUGAAGUGGACAAACUGACAAAGUUCAGACAUCCGAACAUCGUAGAUCUGCUGGGCUUCAGUGAAGGACAAGGAUCAGUGUGUCUCAUCUACAGUUACAUGGACAACAGGUCCCUGGAGGACCAACUACACCACGAGUGUGUGUCCCUGUCCUGGUCUCAGAGAGUCAGUGUCGUUGAAGAAACAUCAACAGCUCUGCAGUUCCUUCACUUCCCCCCCGAAGGACACAAACCACUCAUCCAUGGAGACGUCAAGAGCUCGAACAUUCUGUUGGACCGUCACCUGGUGGCAAAGUUGGCGGACUUUGGUCUGGCUCGGUGCGCGGCUCGCAGCUCGCAAGGACCCUCACCAGCUCAGACGGCGUCGGUCGGUAAGACGGCAACGAUUAGAGGAACGCUGGCGUACCUGCCGGACGAGUACGUGAGGAACGGAGAGCUGGGGACUGCCGUGGACGUCUACAGCUUUGGAGUGGUGCUGUUGGAAGUCCUGACUGGUCGUCGAGCUCUGGAGAAAGACAGGAAGUCAGGAGAGAGAUACCUGAAGGACCUGGUGGAGGAGGUUGAGGACAGUCCAACUGGUUCUUCUGCAGAAACCUGGAGGAAACAGCUGGACCGCCGGCUGAUCCCAGGGGGCGCUGCAGAGCCUGCUGGCUGUAUGGAGAUGGUGGCUCUGGCCUGCAAAUGUCUGGACAGAAAUAGGAAGAAGAGGCCAGCCAUGACGAAGGUGUUUGAAAAACUUAAGGACAUCCACAACCUUGUGAGGAAGACCACCUCCUCAUCCCCCCUCCUUCACCCUCAUCUUCAACCCCCCUCCCAGUCCUUCCCCAGACCCCCCAGUGCACUGGAUUCCAGCGUAACAGCUCUGUCCCAACAGCUGUCCAACCUGGGACCACUGGAGGACACCUACCAGCCAUCCCAGUCCACCUCCUCCUCCUCCUCUUCUUUCUGCUCCCUCACCCCUCCUCAUCCGCUGCAUUCUUCCUCUUCCCUCCUCCCCUCCUCCUCCUCUUUGGCUGGUCCCUGUGAAACCGACGAGAGUCGAGGCUUUUCCCAGUACGACCUUCGAUCCAACGGGACCAGCUCCAGGUCUCUGUCUCCAUCCACCAGAGACCAGUAUCACAACCAAGCUGGGCCCUCACAGUCCCAGUUCACCCAACCUUCAGUCCCCACUGAGGACCAGUACAACUUUCCUCCCCAGCCCAGCAGCACCAGUGACAGAUGUAGGCCCGGGGCCCUCACAGGACCAGACACUAGAAGGCAGACCACAGCAGGGGGCACAGCAGGGCUCUAUGGUGUCCCAGAAUCCCUCUCUCCUGUGGGGUCCCUGCAUUCAUCGUCUCCGGGGGUCUCAGUUGAUAUGAAUCCCAGUAAGCGGCAUUUCCUACAGAAGAAAACUCUGUAUGAGGAGGGACGGAUUCAAACUCCUGAGCUGCUGUCGUCUGAUGACCUCUAUGGAGGGAGGAGUCCUGUGGAGCUCAGAGGACCAGAGGAGAGUGACGAGCUGGAUUAUCUUCCUACUAAACACCACUGACAAAAAGCAACAGAGUGCCGCACUAAAGGACCAAAGACGUGAACUCUUUUAUCAUCAUGUCUGUAUCAUAAACUGAUGUGGACCUGCUGUCAGCAGAGUCACAGACUCGUUGAAUCCGUUAAGUUUUCCAGUAUGAGGGUCUUUGGAGACGUUCCAGCUGCAAACUGUUUGUCUCUGCUUUAAUGUGACCAGUUGAAUGUGAAGCAGAUGAUAAGAAUCAGUCACACAGCAGAGAUCAACAUGGAGGUACGACUGCAGUCACUUUAUUAUUUUAUAUCACACUGCCUGCUAGACUGGAAACUGGAUUAUUUAUUCACAUCUGUUUUUAGUUGAUUUUAGGCACAAACUAACUGUAAUUCUUUGUCAAAAAAUGUUGAAAAAAAAUGAAAUAUAAAAUAAUAAUAACAUCUGAAGGUAGCUGGGCUCGUCCCGUUUGACUCACAUUCCGGCUUUUUAUUUUCAGUUUCUUAACGUUGAUAUUUAUUUGUUUUUCACAUUUGAAACUUAACAUACUGUGGAACAAAUAGUCCCAAUGAGCAGACAUAUAUUUGUCAUUUACAGCACUGCCAUAUUUAAAGUUUAUUAGUAUUCAUUUUUGAUAUAUUGAUUUGUGUAAAUGAUCCUUUUCCCCCGUUUUUCUGUCACAAAUAUUGCCUUUAACUCUUUAAAAGGGAAACUAACUUUAUAA
Dicentrarchus labrax (European seabass) is the source of this 3128-nucleotide messenger RNA. RefSeq names its product interleukin-1 receptor-associated kinase 1 (gene irak1). Gene Ontology annotation, biological process: protein phosphorylation. The record is from RefSeq and is a predicted model, not a curated record. Gene Ontology annotation, molecular function: protein kinase activity; ATP binding. NCBI's taxonomy places the organism in Eukaryota, Metazoa, Chordata, Actinopteri, Moronidae. The coding region runs from base 197 to 2440 and encodes 747 amino acids. Gene Ontology annotation, cellular component: plasma membrane. The transcript has 15 exons.